Messenger RNA from Talpa occidentalis (Iberian mole), 2332 nucleotides. RefSeq names its product megakaryocyte-associated tyrosine kinase (gene MATK). The record is from RefSeq and is a predicted model, not a curated record. Gene Ontology annotation, biological process: protein phosphorylation. Bases 605 to 2128 code for a protein of 507 amino acids. Lineage: Eukaryota; Metazoa; Chordata; Mammalia; Eulipotyphla; Talpidae. The transcript has 13 exons. Gene Ontology annotation, molecular function: ATP binding; protein binding; protein tyrosine kinase activity.
UUAGGUGAAUGCAUCUUUGCCUCAUACUGGCGUGCCUGUGGGUACCUGUGUCCACCUCUGUCCAAGCUCUGUGUGUUUCUGUGUGUGCUCGUGUGUACAUGGACCAGCAUGCAUGUGAGUACACGUGGGGUCGGGGGUUUAUGGGAGGUGCAUGCUGGAGGGGCUGAGAAUGUCCUCCCUCCUCCCCCCCACCCUGCCCAGCCACCUGUGGUGGGGUUGAUGGGGAAGGCAGAGGUUGGAAAAGUACCCCUCUUUCCAGUAGCAGUGAGGGACUGUGUGUCGGCCCUGGGUUGGAUUGCGGGGAUCAGAGAGGCUCAGGGGGCAGCCAGAGGCACCCAGGCCAAAGGUACCACCCAGCUAGGCUGCCUUGACCCCGCCCCUGCCCCACCCUAGGGUCAGAGAUAAUAGGGAAUGACCUUGAAUCAUUCUUAGUUUCCUCUUUGACCCUGCCUACUUCCCAGAAAAGAGGAACCAGGCUCGAUCAGGUGGCACCAAGCUCCCCACUCUCUGUGCAGAUUGCUGGUGCCUGAGCCAAGUGCUCACUCCUCAGUCUGUGGCCACUUGCUCUUUGCUAGCCUUGUGCCUCAAUUUCUCUUUGGGAGAGAUGGCUGGUCGAGGCACUGUGGUUUCCUCACUGGAGUUGCAUGGUUGUGACUCUGCUAAAGAACUCUCGAGGGUGAGCCCUCGCUUCCUUCGUGUCUGGCACCCCACACCCAUCUCAGCCAGGAUGCCCACGAGGCGCUGGGCACCAGGCACCCAGUGCAUCACCAAGUGUGAACACACUCGUCCCAAGCCAGGGGAGCUGGCCUUCCGCAAGGGCGACGUGGUCACCAUCCUAGAGGCCUGUGAGAGCAAGAGCUGGUACCGCGCCAAGCACCACGACAGCGGGCAGGAGGGGCUGCUGGCUGCUGGGGCACUCAGGGAGCGUGAGGCCCUCUCCGCAGACCCGAAGCUCAGCCUCAUGCCGUGGUUCCACGGGAAGAUCUCCGGCCAGGAAGCGGUGCAGCAGCUGCAGCCACCUGAGGACGGGCUGUUCCUGGUGCGUGAGUCUGCACGGCACCCGGGUGACUACGUGCUGUGCGUGAGCUUCGCCAGCGAUGUCAUCCACUAUCGCGUGCUGCACCGCGAAGGCCACCUCACCAUCGACGAGGCUGUCUGCUUCUGCAACCUCAUGGAUAUGGUGGAGCAUUACAGCAAGGACAAGGGGGCCAUCUGCACCAGGCUCGUGAAACCCAAGAGGAAGCAGGGCACCAAGUCGGCAGAAGAGGAGCUGGCCAAGGCCGGCUGGUUACUGAACCUGCAGCAUUUGACACUGGGAUCGCAGAUUGGAGAGGGGGAGUUUGGAGCCGUCCUGCAGGGCGAGUACCUGGGGCAGAAGGUGGCUGUAAAGAACAUUAAGUGCGACGUGACUGCCCAGGCCUUCCUGGACGAGACUGCUGUUAUGACGAAGAUGCAGCAUAAGAACCUGGUGCGUCUCCUGGGUGUGAUCCUGCACCAGGGUCUGUACAUUGUCAUGGAGCACGUGAGCAAGGGCAACCUGGUGAACUUUCUACGCACUCGGGGCCGUGCCCUCGUGAACACCCCCCAGCUUCUACAGUUUUCCUUGCACGUGGCCGAGGGCAUGGAGUACCUGGAGAGUAAAAAGCUCGUGCACAGAGACCUGGCCGCCCGCAACAUCCUCGUCUCUGAGGACCUGGUGGCCAAGGUCAGCGACUUCGGCCUGGCCAAAGCCGAGCGGAAGGGGCUGGACUCCAGCCGGCUGCCAGUUAAGUGGACAGCGCCUGAGGCUCUCAAACAUGGGAAAUUCUCCAGUAAGUCCGAUGUCUGGAGUUUCGGGGUGCUGCUAUGGGAAGUCUUCUCAUAUGGCCGGGCUCCAUACCCCAAGAUGUCACUGAAGGAGGUGUCAGAGGCCGUGGAGAAGGGGUACCGCAUGGAGCCUCCUGAGGGUUGCCCAGGCCCCAUCCACACCCUCAUGAGCAGCUGCUGGGAGGCUGAACCUGCCCGCCGGCCACCCUUCCGCAAACUGGCUGAGAAGCUAGCCCGGGAACUUCGAAGUGCGGGUGCCUCAGCCUCUGUUGGGGGGCAGGAUGCUGAUGGCUCCAUCUCACCCCGAAGCCAGGAGCCCUGACCCUGCCCAGUGGGGCCCAGUGCCCCAGAGGACCAAAAUAAUGGGGGGCGCAGGGUGGGGCCGUGGGCCAGGCCUGAGAAGGGUCAGGGCCAGCAAGUGUCCACCUGGCUCACGGUGCAGAGGCAGGCCCUCAGGGAGCUCCGGGCAGCCCACAGACCCAGGAGGAAUCGGGCUAACACUUGGAUAAAGAUUGGUUUCAAGGAC